This is a messenger RNA of Zingiber officinale, 1662 nucleotides long. RefSeq names its product 3-hydroxyisobutyryl-CoA hydrolase 1-like. The coding region runs from base 369 to 1448 and encodes 359 amino acids. Gene Ontology annotation, molecular function: 3-hydroxyisobutyryl-CoA hydrolase activity. Gene Ontology annotation, biological process: L-valine catabolic process. Lineage: Eukaryota; Viridiplantae; Streptophyta; Magnoliopsida; Zingiberales; Zingiberaceae. The record is from RefSeq and is a predicted model, not a curated record. The transcript is spliced from 10 exons.
GCAACCAUGGAAGUUGAUCUCACGCAUGGAAGUCAGAUGAUCUAUGUUAUCCCAGAAACAAUGAUGACGAUUGGUGAUUUCUACCGAAAUGUUCAGAUUUCUUUUCUUACAAGGGGCUAUAAGCAUGGCAAAACAGUGAAGCUAAUCUCUUAAUCACAAGAGGUAUGGUAGGCAGACUGUCUAAUACACCUAAUGUUGGGUUUGCCUAUGAAGUGCAGGGAGUAGUAGAUUACCUAACAUCUCACGGAGUCAAAGCCCUACCUAGAGCUUUUCCACAAGAUCUUUACAAGGUUUAAAUUGGGUAAUUAACCCUACUCAGGCAAUAAUCCCUAUGCAACCAGCUGAAGUAAACAAUCAAACAAUGGUGGAUGCUGAAGAAUAUGAAAAUUCAAAGGGAAAAAGGAAGGAGAAAUUCAAAACGGGGAGAUGGGAUACUCUGGGACAACCAAGUGGGUGAUGAAGAAGAGAAUAAUCCAAAUACACCAGAUAAACCAGAAAAGCGGGAACAAGAAACAACCACAGAAGAUAGGUACUCCUCUUCUUAUGAACCACAUAUUCUAGUACAUAAAAUAUCUUCGCAGGCAGUUAUCCCAGAAAGGCAGACAGCAGGAUCUGCAGAGUUGGAUAAAGCAGCAAGUCAUGCAGCUGUUAUUGAACCCUAUGGAAGGGAUCUUAUCCAUACCGGGUUACAAAUUGAAGUUCCUUAUGGUUACUAUGGACAGUUAGCCUCACGAUCAGGGCUAGCCUGGAAAAGUGGAAUAGAAGUCGGAGCAGGAGUUAUUGACUCCGAUUAUCGAGGAGAAUAUGUUGGGUUGACUGGUGCAAGGUUGGAUGGACCAGAAAUGCUUGCUUGUGGCCUGGCUACUCACUUUGUCCCUUCUAUGAAAUUGGCAUUAUUGGAAGAAGCACUGGCAAAGGUGGAUACUUCAGAUCAUUUUUCUAUCUGCUCAGUUAUUGAUCGAUUUUCAAAUAAUGUGCCUGUGAAAGAAAGUAGUGCUUUUAAAAGCUUGGAUGUGAUUGACAAAUGCUUUUCGAAGGAAACAGUCGAAGAAAUUUUGUCUUCCCUUGAACUGGAAGCUGUAAAUGCAGCUGAUGAGUGGAUUAAGGGUGCAAUCCAGUCCUUGAAAAAAGCAUCUCCGAUGAGUCUGAAAAUUACUCUAAGAGCGAUCAGAGAAGGACGAACACAGGGAAUUGGCCAAUGCUUGAUUAAAGAUUAUCGACUGUGUUGCCAUAUUUUGCGGAAAGAAGCUAGUAAAGAUUUCUUUGAGGGUUGCAGAGCUUUGUUGGUGGUUAAAGAUAAAAAUCCAAAGUGGGAGCCUUCUCGAUUGGAUUUAGUAGAUGAUAAAGCGGUGGAUAACUGUUUUUCCGCAGUCGAUGAUGCAAACUGGGAGGACCUAAGACUCCCUGCUAGACCUGGGUUAUCGUUCAAAUACGGGUCGAAAUUGUGAGAUUGUAUUUUCAAUACGAUCCCUAUCCCGAUCCCGACCUCACUUUACUAAUGCAUCUAUUUGUUUAGAACUGGAGAAGAGAAAAUAGAUGUGGAAUGACUACUGGUGGCACAAAUAAAUUCCCAGCAAGUUGGGUAAUGAAUGAUUUCUAGGCAUAAACAUUAUGAUUGGCUAAAUAAAGUCGAAUAAAACAUAUUUCAUUGGUUUCGCUAUC